AUUAGCCACCACCUCCGCCAAGAAAGCGGGAGGAGAAAAGCAAAUGGCGGAGGAGCCCAAUUCCAAACCUGGCUCCGGCGGCUUCUCAUCGGCCGUGAACGGCGGAAGAACUGUGGAAGAAUGCCAGGACAUGAUUGGAAGAAGCCUCCGAAUUCCAAUGGUAAAAUUUUUGAAGGAACACAUGGAGAAAGCAGGUUGCAGGAUAGGUGACAAGUUCAUAAAGGCCGUUCAUUGCGACAAGCAGAUCAGUGGCGGUUAUGUCCGUGGUGAAGGGAUAAUCGUGUGUAGUAAUCACAUGAACAUCCAAGAUGAGGUCAACCAAGUAGUGAUCCAUGAGCUCAUUCAUGCAUAUGAUGACUGUCGUGCUGCGAACUUGGAUUGGUCUAACUGUGCUCAUCAUGCUUGUAGUGAGAUUCGAGCGGGCCAUCUUAGUGGUGAUUGUCACUAUAAACGAGAAUUGCUGCGGGGUUUUAUGAAAAUACGAGGUCAUGAACAGGAUUGUGUGAGAAGAAGAGUUAUGAAAUCAGUGAUUGCUAACCCUUACUGCUCAGAAGUGGCAGCGAAGGAUGCCAUGGAAGCUGUCUGGGAUGUGUGCUACAAUGAUACUAAACCCUUUGACAGAGCUCCUUGAUACACGGUAUUCACCGUGUGCCUGUCAAAGCAAAACCAUCUGGUACUCCAAUUUUCCCACCAAAAUGGCCACUAAUUUGUCAUUGAUUGCUUUUCAAGAAGGAAGACUAUGUCCACACCAUAUCUAUUUCAGGGAUUAUUAUGAUACGAUUCAACCAAAUGGUGCAAUUUUUUUUAAAAAUAUUUUUCAUGUAUCAAUGAUUGCCAUACAAAUGCAUGAACAGAGAGGUUCUUGCCAUUCUUGAGGCAGUGUCUCGAUUGUAAACCAAAGCCAAUGGCUAUUCAGUGAGACUACAUUUGAAUAACAAAUUCUUUGUUUUUCUUUUAGGUUAUUUGAAGUAAAAUAAACUGGUU
This is a messenger RNA of Ilex paraguariensis (yerba mate), 984 nucleotides long. The record is from the annotation of a GenBank genome assembly. NCBI's taxonomy places the organism in Eukaryota, Viridiplantae, Streptophyta, Magnoliopsida, Aquifoliales, Aquifoliaceae.